ACUGCAAUUCAUCUUCUCCGUCGACGGUGACCCCUGCUUUUUUUCACUUCUUCUGCAAUCAUCUCCAUCUCCAUCUCCAUCUCCAUCGAUUCCUCCAAUUCCUCCAAUUUUUCAAAUGCAAUCCCACGCCAACGGCUUAACCCCCAACACCCACUACUUUAACCCCAUUAUGCUGCUGCAAUUCAUCAUCUUCGUCGAUUCUGCCGCUGCAAUUCAUCAUUCUUACCUAGCUCUUCCUUCUUCGGCUUAACCCGAAAAAAAUUGAACUAUAUAUCACAUGAGCUAUCAUUUUGCAUCACAAAAUUUGAUACGAUUAUGAUGACCGUGAGAAAAACCGGUGACCGCCACCACCAUCACCACCGCUCAGAGUCCUCUGCAAAGCCCAAGACUGAAGCAGCCACUAAAGCCGCUUCUGUAUCUCCAACAACAACUGCCGUAGACAGGAAGCAUAAGGGGAGCGUAUUCUCUCGCAUAUGUUUCCCUGAGAAAGAGGCCAAUAAGAUACGUAAGCUGUCCUCUGAACCUGCAUCUUCUUCUGUUCAUGACAAGGCAGCUUCCAAUGGUUACUACGAUGAACAUAAGUCAUCAUCCUCUGCUGCUGCUGCCAAGGCUGUUCCACCGGUGUAAAGAAGAGCAGUAGUAGUGCGAUAGAUUAUGAGUCUAGCGACGAUGAGCGGCAUUUCAAGAGGAAGCCUUCAAGGUAUGAAUCAUCGCUUCCACCAAUGGCUGAGAGGGAAGAUGAGCCACGGCACUCAAAGGGGUCUAGAGAAUGAGAACGGAGCGGCUAUAGUAAACACAGAUAGAAUGCAGAAUGUUGGCUCUGGUAGUGUAGCUGCACUGCUUGCUUCUACUUUUUCCUUUUCAUUUUUUUUUAUUCUGGCUGCUGGUGCUGCUGGUGCUGCUGCGUUUGCAUCCUUGGUGCAGAUGAAAAAUUGUUGGCAUAUACACAAAAAACCCACUGAUUUUUUGCAGCAAUGACAGGUUUUUUUGCUGCCCCUGUUCAAGUAAUCUUCUUGGGUUUGUUUGUUGAUCACAGUAGUUGGGUUUCACUUCUUUUGUUUUUUUGGUGAACUCUAUGUUAUGAAAUUUUGACAUGAUCUACUUGGAUUAAGGGUAAUUGGAUCUUGAUUUAGCUUUGGAUAUGAUUCAUUAACCUCUUGAUUUUCUGUUGCAAAUGAUGUACUGUUAAAUUCAGAUUCAGUUCACUUGGUUUUGUACAGUUUCCAUUAUAAUCUGAUUGGUGUUUGUUUUUUAUGUUAUUGAAUUUUUAUGAUGAUGGGUUGCUUCCUUGAGUAAAUGGGUAUGGGAAAA
Messenger RNA from Rubroshorea leprosula, 1311 nucleotides. Lineage: Eukaryota; Viridiplantae; Streptophyta; Magnoliopsida; Malvales; Dipterocarpaceae. The record is from the annotation of a GenBank genome assembly.